Molecule: messenger RNA, 570 nt
Organism: Histoplasma capsulatum G186AR
Lineage: Eukaryota; Fungi; Ascomycota; Eurotiomycetes; Onygenales; Ajellomycetaceae
Exons: 1
Coding region: 1-570 (189 amino acids)
Source: RefSeq, a predicted model, not a curated record
AUGGGAAGGCAUCCUUCCAGAAGGUCAACUCUUCUUCUAUUCUCUACCGACACGGCUCCAGAUGCAGAGUACACAGGACAUGAAGAAGUCAAGCGACGCUGUGUGAAAUCAACACGAAAAGAUUAUAACGAUCUACAAGCUGCCCUGAGCUCGAGAGCGCAGGAAGCCGAGCAGACUUGCUUUUUCGCUGUGGCUUGUCUCCGUUCCCAACUCCUGCUUGCCAUGAUUCGCCAAAUAUCUUGUGAAUUUGAGACCCCACAAGGCGCUGUCGAUCAGCUUACUUCUGAAGACAAGCCAUGCGCUCGUUGCUGGGCUCUGGAGGGUUCGCGAUGGAACGUUGCGCCUUGGCCGGAUCAAGGCAAAAACCGAACUCGUUCUGAAGCUUGUUCCAACAUAUGCUGGGCGAGAGCGGCUUUCGUGCACCCAAGAGUUGCUCAUACCCUAUGGCGCGCACACCGGGAUUUUGUAGACUUGCUUCAGUCAUUGCUUCUUGUGCCGCAGACUCGUACUGAUUCUGAAGUUGCUAUUUGGGCCGCUGGAUGUCGGACCAGCUUGACAUCAUUAGCGUAG